UACAAAUCGUUUCAUCCGUCCCUAACUUUCCCCAAGUUUCUCCGUUCGAUUAUCUGAAAGUAGCAAAUUUAACUUAGGAAAAAAAAGGCAAUGAUAUAAAACCGUCGAUUGCUGCUGGAGACAGCGUUUCUUAGCCUCCUUCCUUUAAAGAACUCAAGUUUAAACAUUAGUUUGUCCUGGUGGCUCUCUUUAUGACACAUGGGUAGGGACAGCAGGUCACACAAGAAGAGAUCUCGUUCCAGAUCAUCAAGUAGAGAUAGAAGUCGGCGCUCUCGAAGUCGAGAAAGAAAUAAGGAGAGAGAUAAGAAGAGGUCUCGUAGUAGGAGCCCAGAAAAGGGAACAGGUAAGUCAAGCCGGAAGCCACGAGAGCGAGAGAGAGAAAGAGACAGAGUUAGAAAAAGAAAACGAUCAGAAAGUGGUUCAUCUCACAGUGCAUCGUCAAGUAGAAGUCGCAGCCGUAGUCCAAAGAAAAAAGAGAAGGAGAAGGAUAGCCAGCAGCGCAAGCGUCGGUCACGUAGCAGGAGCGCGGAAAAGAGAUCAAAGAAGGAGAGGCCUCGCAGUAAGGAAAGAGACAGAGAAAAGGAGAAGGAGAGGAAAAAACGUUCAAGGAGCCGGGAUCGCUCAAGUUCUUCUGGGGCAAGAUCAAAGAGUAGGAGUCCAGAGAAGGAGCAAAAGAAGUCUAAAAGCAGCCGAGACAAGAAGAGAAAAGAGGAGGAUGAUAGUGCAGAUAGAGGCAAAGAAACUAAAAAGUCAAAGGAGGUGGGCCUAUUUGUUUACCUUACUUAA
This is a messenger RNA of Stylophora pistillata, 786 nucleotides long. Its product is annotated as putative ATP-dependent RNA helicase DDX46. Lineage: Eukaryota; Metazoa; Cnidaria; Anthozoa; Scleractinia; Pocilloporidae. The record is from RefSeq and is a predicted model, not a curated record. Gene Ontology annotation, molecular function: nucleic acid binding; RNA helicase activity; ATP binding.